Molecule: messenger RNA, 4266 nt
Organism: Pocillopora meandrina
Lineage: Eukaryota; Metazoa; Cnidaria; Anthozoa; Scleractinia; Pocilloporidae
Source: the annotation of a GenBank genome assembly
AGACGAAGACAAAGCCCACCACCAUGCAAUCGGGUAAAGUGUCAGGUUGGAAGCUGGAGUGUUUGGAGUUCUUGCUCCCAUCAUUGUGGAACGAGUGGCACGCAAAAUCGCAGGCGACAAAAAACUUCUUCCACGCAGUGCGGUGGACAAUGUCCAUAUGAUUUGGUGGUGUGGCGAUCUUGUAACAGGGGUAACUGCCAUGACGGCGGCACCCCGAAUAGUGGCGGAUGUAGUUGCCGAUUGGGAUACGAAGGAACAUGUUGCCAGAAAGGUGAGUCUCCUUCCUGAAAAAGUUGGCGUAUUCAGGCAGCAAAAUGGACCAAUUCCUCGGAGUGAGCAUCUUGAAGAAGUUAGUUUAGACUAUUUAGAUUCAUAAUUUGCGAUACGUUGAUCCUUUAUGGUGUACAAUUGCUUCCAAAACGCGUGUUUAUCUAUCUUACUAAAUCGAGUUUUCGUAUACCUCUUCGGCCGUAUAGCAUUCUGCUGUUUCAGAACUUAGUUUGUUAUGAGUAAUUGUUGUAAAUAUAAUCUCCCAGAAAUUUCCAUGCUGACUCAUGCUGACUUGUAUACCAUAGAACUUUCCAGAACAUUUCAUCAAGUCACGUAUUUAUCAUGUAAUCCUACUAAAAUAGUUCUUACGUAAGCUUUUAAAAUGAUCCAGAACACUUUGUGAAUAAAUACAUAUAAAGACUCGCUUACAUGGUAGCAUCCCAUCACAUCACAUUACCAUUAUUUCACCUCGAAUUUACAAGAGUAGCUGUAUAGCUAAUUGAAAUAAACAUGAAAUCGUAUAUUAUAUACAGUAUAUUAACUACAAUCUACAGUGGUUGUUAUCGUCGGAGCGACGACUGUUUCGAAAGCUAUACCGAGAGAGAGUUACUGCGAAAGAUUUCUCAUUUCAAGGAACUUUGGGAGACAGCCGUGAGAUUGUGUCAGUGGUGAGCUAAGAUAUAGACUGUGGUAGGCGUAAUUAAGUUUAUUGACAGUAAGUAUUGUACUACUUUUAGAAGUCGCUCCUUGUUAAGAACAUUACUCGCUGUUUAAUAGAGUAGUUGUUUUUGUGGAAUUGAAGCGUUUUUCUGUCGGUAAGAUUAUACCGUAACAGGUUCAAAUUAUCGCAUAGAGAUCCUUUUGUCCUUUGGAAGGACGAAAAUCGUAUGCCUGUUUGUUUUCACCAAGCCAUACAUUCUACAGCCUUUUUUGACAAGGUUGAAAAGGGUAACAGAUUUCAGUGAAUCACGUUACAACGUGAUUUUUGUUCUAAAGGGUAUAUUCUUACUGUGAUGUUGCCCCAGGAAAACUCUUGGAAAGUUUUGGAAUUUAAUAAACUUGAAGAAAAGACUGUUCAGCUAUUUUAACUAUUUAGGAAAAACUCCAAGCAAUUCAAGGGUAUCUAUCAGGACUGGUAAACAUUCGGACUCCUGGAAGAGUGGAAAACGCAUUAAAUGGACAUUCCCAGCCAAGUUACUUGAAUUCGAGACCAAUAAGGAAUGAAGUUAUCAAAUCGGUAUUUUUUCUGUGUCAAAUAAAAAACCAGAACACGCCAUCAAAGUUGACUUUCUUUCCCAACACUCGAAAAUAAACAAGUCAUUCUUGGUUUUCUUUAAGGCGAAACAACUCCAUUAUUGUCCACGAUCGUUCAGUUGAGAUUGCUAGAUAUCAGCCUUGGUUUCUUUUUUCCGUCUUUAUGUACCUCAACUUAGCGUCGGUCCAUGAAAACACAAGAAGAAGAGACCUCGACUAAUAUCCAGCCAUCUUGACCUCACGCUUGAUCAAUAACGCAUUUCUAAUUUAUGAAAUGGAAACUGGUGUUUUUAAUUUUACUAUUUCUUUACGAGAUACAAGUAAUUUGCAAGUUUUCGCUCAUGAAUUGAAGAUCUGCAUAUUUCCUUUUUACUGUAUUUCAACAGACGUUGAUGAGUGCAUCAACAAUCCAUGCCAACAUAGCUGCAUCAACACACAUGGCAGUUACACAUGCAAAUGCAAUUCUUGCUACACCAAGCUGGGUACACAAUGUGACUUGAGGCAGUGUAAGAUCAAUAACCACUGUCACGCGUAUGGUACAGUUAACCCUAGCAAUCAGUGUCAGGUAACAUUUCUAUUACUGUAUAACUUUUUAUACGUAUUGUUCAUCGGAUAGAGGGAGAGAAAUGUAAUUUAUUAGCGUGGGAUAACAUCUUGAUAAAAUCUAAAAGCUUCAAGGAAAACUUAUGACGUCCACAAGGGAAGAUUUAAUUGUAAUUUUUGCACUAAAAGGUCAACACAGGUCAAGACUGCCAGACGUUAUAUAGUAAAGAAUACAGUUUCACUGAUAACUCCUGAAAAUGCCUAUUCUCCCUAAAACUGUUACUGGAAAAAUAUUACCCUCUCUAUCUUGCGAUUAAGUCCAUGAACUCCUCAGUGUUUCGCUUGCCCGCUAAACAAAGGUAACCAACUUCUUCGUGAUUCAACUGAUUAAUGUUACUGAAUCGUGUUUUGUUGUUGGAUAGGAUUGUAACGACUGCAACAAGUUCACCUGGACAAACAACGAUAAUUUACCAUGCGCCGACGGCAUAGCGUGCACUAUAAACGAUCGCUGUUCUAAUGGGGUUUGCUCAGGCACGCCUUUCUCGUGUCUCACGUGCGUGGAGUGCCACAAUGACGUGUGCCGCGUGAAAACAGGAUACUGCGUAAUCAACGAAAGCGGUAUACGACAGUGUUUCGAUCACGGUUCACUAAGACCAGGUCAUCAAUGCCAGGUAAUAUGGUUGGCAGCCUCGUGUCUUUCAUAAAAUUAAUAUAGAACUUCCUGUAGGAAUAACAAUGAAGCACUGUGGGAAGAAGGAAAAAUAUGCAUGAAUACUGAAUCCUCUUGUGGAGACCAAAUGAAGGGAUGAUAUUAUUGACUAUGUAUAAGAGGGCGAAUAGAGGAAGGCAAAAUUUAUCAAUCAGAGUCACAUGGAAGGUCGGUUUGAGUUUCAGGUUGUAAUUUUUUUGCAGAUGAAACCAUCGAAAUGCUAUUUCUCACACACAAAAAAGAAUAUACUAAUAUAAUAAUAAUUCAAUAAUUUAUAGACUUAUAUUGCGCAAUUAUCAAUAUAAGAAUUUUCAAUUGCGCAUUACAAUUAAAUGUUAAAAAUUAAACCCUAUAUAGAUACUAAAAACUAAAAAAAUAAUAAAAAAUAAAUUAAAAAAAUAAUUUAAAAAAUAAUAAUGAUAGUAAAUAAAAAUAGAAAUAAAAAUGUUCACUAAGAAGAUCUAAAAAUAUGAAUCACUUUGACGAAGGGCUAACGCUCGAAACGUCACCUUUAGAAACUCUUUCGUGUAAUUAUAACCAGAAUUAUUAUGAGUUGUUAAAAUGAUAACAUAUACACAAAUGAUACUUGUUUUAUUCAUGCUACUCUUGAUCUUCUUAGGAAUGUGACAGUAACCACAAUGAUAGAUGGACCAACAACAAUAACCUUAAGUGCAACGACACUAAUCUGAAGACAAAAGACGACCGCUGUUUGAGUGGCACGUGCGUGGGAACGCCCUACAACUGCCUGUCCUGUAAAACACAUGACGGCAGCGGCUGUCCAAUUGAGCCUGGAUAUUGCAUAAUACAACAGGAGGGGCAAAGAAAAUGUUACAACGAAUCACUUCAAGCCAGGAAAUCCUUGUCAGGUACGCCACCGUUCAGAAUAAGACUUUUGUUUGUUUGUUUGUUUGUUUGUUUACGAUCAAUUGAAAUGAAUAAUAUUUUGAACAGUGAAUAUUAUUUAAAAAAAGAAAUGAUCCGCAAAGGUGAGCUGCAAUAAAAGAAAUUGGAGAGAGAAAGUUAAAAAAAAGGCUUGGAAAGGACUUGAACUUGUCCACAAACAUUAUAGAUACGAUAGACCUUCGCGGGUGUCCUUCGCCAAAAAAAAAAAGGAUUAACGCACUAUUUGAAGUAUGAUCCCUCAUAAACUAUAUAUCAAUGGAAAUGUUAUGAAAAAAAAUUGGAAUUGCUAAUAUUUUCCAAUUUGUAUCUCAAUCUUAACGUGAAUCAAUCUGAGAAGAUAAUGGAGAGACCAUUUGUUCUGCCUGAAAGGCUCAAUCAAGCUCUUGGAUUUAAUAUUCUGUUUACAGAGAUGCGACACUAGUAAAAAUGUAAGUACCUGGUCAGACAAUGAUGGGGUAGCGUGCAACGAUGGUGACCGCUGUACUCGAAAUGAUAAUUGCAGUAAUGGUAAGUGUAGGGGCACACUUUUCAGUUGUAACUCUAUAUGUCACUACUGUAAUGGGAACAGUUGUGGCCUAAAGACUGGG